AUGUCAGCCUCGAUCAGAAGACCAAACCCUCAGCUCCCCGAUAGCGUGUUUAAGAUGUUCUCAAUGAGAAAUAAAGUUCUGAUUAUUACUGGCGCUGCCGGUGGGAUCGGAAGGGAGGUUUCCAGAGCGUUGGCCGAGGCCGGUGGUGACUGCGCCUUGUGGUACUUCAGAAACACAGAAGCUCUCGAGCUUGCGAAAGAGCUCGAACAAAAAUACAAGGUCAAAGCCAAAGCGUAUAAAGUAGAUGUCCGGGACUGGAAACAGGUAGUGGCCGCAACUAAAGAGGUUGUCAAGGACUUUGGCAAGUUAGAUGUGAUGAUUGCCAAUGCAGGUAUCCCAGCUACCGCCGGUCUUCUCAAGCUGACCUUUGAAGAGUGGGACAACAUUGUACAGACAGACUAUAAUGGAGUGUUCUACUGUGCUCGUGCGGCAGGAGAGAUUUUUGAAAAGCAGGGUCACGGUAAUUUGAUCACCACCGCCUCAAUGUCAGGGAGCAUUGUGAAUCUUCCUCAAGAGCAGGCCAAUUACAAUGCCAUCAAAGCGGCCGUAGUUCAUUUGACUAAGUGCUGUGCUGUUGAAUGGGCAGAGUUUGCUAGAGCCAACUCUGUGUCGCCCGGGUAUAUCGACACGCCCAUUUCUGCCAAAAUGACCGACCAGACUAAGGAGGAGUGGUUUAGGAGAACACCCAUGAGAAGAGAUGCAGAUCCCAGAGAGUUGAAGGGCAUAUAUUUGUACUUGGCCAGUGACGCCUCCACCUUCACUACAGGCAGCGACUUUAUCGUUGAUGGUGGCCACUGCUGCCCAUGA
Molecule: messenger RNA, 807 nt
Organism: Candidozyma auris
Lineage: Eukaryota; Fungi; Ascomycota; Pichiomycetes; Serinales; Metschnikowiaceae
Exons: 1
Coding region: 1-807 (268 amino acids)
Cellular component (GO): intracellular anatomical structure
Molecular function (GO): oxidoreductase activity, acting on NAD(P)H, oxygen as acceptor
Source: RefSeq, a predicted model, not a curated record